This is a messenger RNA of Nelumbo nucifera (sacred lotus), 786 nucleotides long. RefSeq lists its product as uncharacterized. Gene Ontology annotation, biological process: blue light signaling pathway. NCBI's taxonomy places the organism in Eukaryota, Viridiplantae, Streptophyta, Magnoliopsida, Proteales, Nelumbonaceae. The record is from RefSeq and is a predicted model, not a curated record.
CAAAGCCACUCCUCUUCAACGCUAUUGCACUCAACAACAAAGCAAAGCAAAGACAACCCAGAAACAAGUAUCCGUUAUUCUCAUUCUUUAGAGAAAGUGCCCAACAACAUGAGCCGCCGGAAUCGGAGUAAUGCCGGUCACCGGAUUCCUACACCUUCCUCUGAACCCGCUAAAACCCAAGAGCAGGUUGAGGACAGGCCCGUUGCUGAAUCUCAAUGCCCCUCUCCCACUGCCGUCGUCAAUGUCGUCCAGAAGGAGCCUGUUAAUGUUGAUCCAUCGGUACCCGAGGUUUCUGGACGUGAGAGACUAAAGAGACAUAGAAUUGAGAUGGCUGGUCGAGUGUGGAUUCCGGAGAUAUGGGGCCAGGAGGAUUUUCUCAAGGAUUGGAUCGACUCUUCCGCUUUCAAUUCAUCGCUUGUCCCCAAUGGACUAAUGUCGGCUCGUGCAGCGUUGAUCGAAGAGAGUCAUCGAGCAAACUCAGGUAAAACCCUUCGGAAUCUUGUUUGCAACCUGUUGGGAAACAACCAGAAGGGAUCUCUGCAAUGCAAGGAAGGCUUUUCUAUAAGGAAUGAGGAUGCACGGACCAGAUAAUUAUGGCCAUUCCUGAAGAUUAUGAUAAUAAGCUAGAGACUUUUUUGGAGAAGUUAGACCUGUUAGUCUCUAUAAAUCCGUGUACAAAGGUACAAAACUACAAAUUUCUUCAGAAUGUUGGAUAUAUAUAUUGGGUUUUAUUUAUGUAUAUAUUUUGACAAAGUUAUUUCAAGGGAGAAUGGUGAUUUUGUGCUA